AUGUGGAGGUUUGAUGUGAUCAUCUUUGCUCAUUGCUCGUUGGCUAUGGUGGCAUUUGGAAACAUGACCAACACUACUGCGCCGCCAACUAUAAUUACUACAAGUUCUGUACCGGUACAAGUGACAAAGGAGCUACCUCUGCUUCUCGCAAAACUCCUACCAACGCCUACCACUCCAACGGUGCAAAGAGCUGAUGACGACGACGAUGAUGAUGAAAAGAUUUCCCUACGGGGAAGGCGUCUUAAGGCUGUCACCAUAUUGGAGGAUCCGUAUGUGAUGAGGAAGGUGACCGAUGCAGGGGAGACGUACAGCGGGUUUGUCAUCGACAUCCUGAAGGAGCUUGCUGGAACACUCGGCUUCAGCUACGACUUAUAUCUCGUCCCGGACGGGACGUAUGGAGCUCCGAAAGGAAACAGCACAUGGAGCGGCCUCAUUGGCCAGGUCAUACAGAAGCAUGCAGACGUCGCAGUUGCUCCGGUCACAAUCAGCUCUACCCGAGAACAAGUCGUCGACUUCACCAACCCUUUUAUGGACCUGGGGGCGGGGCUUCUCAUCCGGAAGCCAGAACCAGAAGGAACAUCUCUGUUCGCCUUCCUGCUGCCGUUCAACAGUAGGGUGUGGUUCUCCAUUCUGGGAGCGUUGUUCGGGACAGCUAUCUUGCUUUACGUAACAAGUCGCAUCAGAUACAAGUGCAACGUUGGGGACCAGUCAUACGACAAUGAUGCCAAGUUCAACUUCAAGAACAGCCUGUGGCUGACAUAUUGGUCAAUAGUAAGAAAAGGAGGAGAGCCUGCCCCCCGCUCCCUCCCCUCCCGUAUCCUGGCCGGUGCCUGGUGGUUCUUCACCCUGAUCGUCAUCUCCACCUACACGGCCAACCUCACGGCCUUCCUCACCGUCAAACGGCUCGUCGCACCCAUCAAGUCCAUAGACGACCUGUCAGGGCAAAGUGCGAUCCCGUACAGUGUGACGUAUGGGACGUUCUUGUACAGCUUCUUCGAGAGCCAAGUUGGUACGGGUUCCGUGUACGAGCGCAUGUGGUACACCAUGAAAGCCAACAACAGAUUCCCAAUCAGCAGCAUGGCCGGGGUGGAAAUGGUGCGGAACGAAGAGUUCGUCCUGAUCGAGGAGACCCCGUUCCUGGAGUACGCCGUCAGGACUGAUAAGAACUGCGGCCUGAUGCUCCUGGGAAAACCCUUCCUCUUCAAGGGAUACGGCUUCGCUACUGGCAGAGGAAGCCCCUUGAAGAAACCGCUAUCUGUUGGCAUACUGAAACUACAAGAGAGUGGGCGGAUGAGUGAGUUACGAGAUCGCUGGUGGCCCAAAGAUGGCUGUCCUCUGGACGGACAGUCUUCUAACGUCAAAUCUGCCUCGGCGUUAGGCCUGGAUAUAUUCCUGGGCGUCUUUUACCUGCUGGCUGGAGCGGCGGUCAUGGCCAUCAUCAUCACUGCUGUACAGGUCAUCUACACCAGAUUCUGCAAGGGUGAAGACAAGUUGCAGGCCCUAAAAGAACGUCGUGCCAGCUUCAUGAAUAACAGACAACGACGAGAGUCUAUCAACCCAAACCUACAUUGACCUCUUUGAAAAGUACAUCUGUCUUUUGACCUCAAGUAUACAUCAUGGGAUGCCUUCAAAAAGAAGAUAAAAUGCAGAGUUUCAGCCGACACUCACCAGAUCACUCCAUGUGACAUACGCGAAAACAGCUGCAUUUUCGGUGAAUAGGUUUAGUGUGUAGGUCUAGGAAGAGGAAACGUGGAGUAGAAAUAUGACAUCAGUAAAGUACGUGUUUAGUGCUAACUGCGACCGACACACUACGAUAUCUAUGAGUAAAGGUAUGGAGAUUGGACAAAAGUAGUAGAAAAGGGACCUGAAAGAAGA
Molecule: messenger RNA, 1875 nt
Organism: Branchiostoma belcheri (Belcher's lancelet)
Lineage: Eukaryota; Metazoa; Chordata; Leptocardii; Amphioxiformes; Branchiostomatidae
Product: glutamate receptor ionotropic, kainate 1-like
Exons: 10
Coding region: 1-1572 (523 amino acids)
Biological process (GO): synaptic transmission, glutamatergic; modulation of chemical synaptic transmission; monoatomic ion transport
Cellular component (GO): plasma membrane; postsynaptic membrane
Molecular function (GO): transmitter-gated monoatomic ion channel activity involved in regulation of postsynaptic membrane potential; glutamate-gated receptor activity
Source: RefSeq, a predicted model, not a curated record